Canariomyces notabilis is the source of this 2360-nucleotide messenger RNA. RefSeq lists its product as uncharacterized. NCBI's taxonomy places the organism in Eukaryota, Fungi, Ascomycota, Sordariomycetes, Sordariales, Chaetomiaceae. The coding region runs from base 172 to 2058 and encodes 628 amino acids. The transcript is spliced from 4 exons. The record is from RefSeq and is a predicted model, not a curated record.
ACGAGUACCUAUGUACUGUACUGUACAAGUACCUCAGUACCUGUACCUGGGGCGCAGUCUGGGCUGCGGCUUCAGGCAGCUGUCCGUUGGAAGGUCUUGGCCGACUCCGGAUCCCCUCCAUCCAAAUUGAUCCCAAAUUCCAUUUCCAACCGCUUCUAGUAAUGAGGUAAAAUGGCGGAACCCCUAUCCAUCGGAGCGAGUGUCUUGGCUUUUAUCGGGCUCGCAGAUCGCAUUAUCAGGCUCAGCAAAUACUGCAUCGAUGGGCUCCAAGACGCGCCCAGCGAAAUUCGCAUGAUCCAUGGCGAAGUCUUAUCACUCCGGGCGAUUGUGGAUGUCUUGGCAGAAACGGACGCUCCUUCCCUCUUCAACAAGGAUGGCCCCUUGGAAGGUUGCCGUUGCUGCCUCUCGGACCUUGAGGGCCUUCUUCCCGGGGUCGAUACGAGCCUCAGACGUGCCGGCCGCCUACUCACUGUCGCCGAGCUCGCCUGGCCGCUGAAACAGUCCAAAGCGAGGAAGCUCGUAGCUGAGCUUUCGCAGCACAAGGCCACGCUGCUCCUGGUGAUGUCGGGUGAUAUCGUCCAUGAGCUGCGCGGUAUCAAAAGAACGCUAUCGAAGUUGCAAGACGAUGUCUCUGAAUCUGAGCGACAUAAGAUUCACACCUGGCUAGAACGCACAAAUCCAUCAGGGCUACACAAUUCCGCUAUUGGUAAACAUGAACCACACACAUGUGCCUGGCUGAUGCAGUCUGUCGAGUGGAAAUCCUGGGUGUCUUCAACGGCACCCGAUCGGAUGCUCUGGAUUUACGGUAUCCCCGGCUCCGGCAAAACAGUUCUAGCAUCUUUUGCUAUCGAAAAACUGAAGCUCCUCUGCCAAGGCACUGCUGGCCACAUCUGCGUCUAUUACUAUUGCCAUUACUCAAACGGCCAGGACGAAGCCUUGCCGCUGCUGAGCUGGGUGGUUUCCCAGGUGUGUCGCCAGCUAAAGUGGGCGCCCUCUGAACUCAAAUGUCUCUACGAUCGGGGCUGCGAGCCCACCAUUCCGGAGCUACAGCACGUUUUGGAACUUGUUCUGACGCGCGUCGAGAGGCUUGUCAUCGUCGUGGAUGCCGUUGAUGAGAGUACACCCAGAGACUCGCUGGUACGUCUUCUCGCGAAUAUGACCUUGGACAGCCGAUUCCAGAAGGUCCGCAUACUCGCAACAAGCCGCCAAUAUUUCGACAUCGAACGUGUCUUCUCCGGAAUCUCAAUCUCUAUAUCCAUGAAGAACCAAUAUGUCGAUGCAGACAUUGAGUGUUAUAUUCGGUCUAGGCUUGAUUCAAGCAUUCGUCUGCGGCGAUGGCGAGAUCAUUCGCGUGAGAUUCAACAGGCACUCGUGGCAAAGGCGGCUGGAAUGUUCCGCUAUGUUGACUGCCAACUCGACAGUAUCGAGCGCCUUCGUGACAAGACAAAACUCUUCUUGGUACUCCAGGACUUGCCUGAAGACCUGAGUGAAACAUAUGUCAGAAUAUUCGACAAUAUCCCCGAAGCCGAUCGUCAAUUCAUUACCCGUGUCCUUCUAUGGGUCUAUGGUGACUCUGUUGCACCCUGGCCGGUUCGCCGAGGGAUUAACGCAAAACUGUUACUCGAGGCUGUCACCUUCGACUUGUACGGUCGUGAUGCGGUGGAGAAGAAUUCCGCGUUUGACUGGGAAUGCCUCCAAGACCUCUGUGGCUGCCUCAUAGCAGUCACAAAAGAAAACCCGGAAUUAGAUGGGGGUGAUGUAGACGAUCCUGCAGUCUGCUACGUCACCCUCGCCCACUACACCGUCUGGGAAUUUCUUACUUCUUCACAUAUCUUGUCGACUCGUGCUUCCCGAUUUGCAAUGUCGACACCGGUUGCCUGCAGGGAGUUUGCCACCAGCAUCCUCCGCCAGGCUCUGACGGCCGAUCCUAAGGGAAGACGAACCGACUGGCGGCGGGAACGCGAGGCAUAUUGUAUGGUACUCCGGUGUGCUUUUAAGUCGCCUACGUAUCUACAGACACCCCAGGACUGGACCUGGAUCUAUUCCUACACUUCUUAAACCCAGGCAACCCUCAUUUUCGGAGGUUCCCGGGCAUCCAGACACGUGCUCUUUACGACGAUGAGGACGUUAGACGCAUCUUUCACAUCGGGCAACUUUACUCAGAGUUCCGUGUGCCAACAGAUUCGGACAUGGGACAGCAAAACAUUACACCUGAGACUCUUCUUAAUCUUUGCUUGUUCCAAGGCUUGUGGGGUCUACAUCAUGUACGAAGUGUGAUUUUUUAAAAAUCGAAGUCAGCUGAAAGUCAGUGCAGGCUACCGGAGUACAUCUGCAGCCACAGGGUCAGCGAGAAGCCACAG